AUAAUUUUCCCUCCCAAUUAAUCAAUUAUCCCCCUCUUUUCUUUUGCUAGCAAUGACAUAUCAACUUCUCAUUGAAAGUUUACAUCUACCCCACAUAAACCAAGUUUAUGUAAAGCAUCUCUCGUUUUCUUGGCCCAAUCUCUUGCUUAAAAGUUCAGAAAAUAUACACGGAAAUUGAUUUUGGCACACUAAAAUUGAUUAUGGCACACCUCUACGUGAAAGCACAAUAUUCUAUUCUCUUCUCAUAUAAGGGUGUGCCAGAAUCAAUUUCCUCCCAUAUACACGUGUAAACUCAACCGUCAAAUUUAAAUAAAAACCGAAAAAUAAAAAAAAAUGGAUUGCUGAUAAAUUCUCCGUUUGCCGGCGGUUGAAGAAAGUCGUUCACCAUUAUAUUGUGGCAACAUCCAUUUUCUCUCUAUUCUGUACAGAAAUGGCAACUUCUUCAUCACCUGAAAGUCUUCGCCGAACUCGAAUUCUUUCUAGUAAGCUCUACUUCGAUGUGCCUCUUUCUAAGGUGCCAGUGAUUUAUUCAUCGGCUUAUAAUAUUGCUUUCUUUGGAAUUGAAAAAUUGCAUCCGUUUGAUUCUUCAAAAUGGGGACGCAUAUGCCAGUUCCUUGCCUCAGAAGGUGUACUGGACAAAAAAUGUAUCAUUGAGCCUGAAGAAGCUUCUAAAGAGGACCUGUUAGUGGUGCAUCCAGAGAAAUACCUGGAUAGUCUUCAAAACAGUUUGACUGUUGCUAAAAUUAUGGAGGUUCCACCAGUUGCAAUGUUGCCCAACUGUAUCGUACAGCGGAAAGCACUAUAUCCAUUUCGGAAACAGGUAGGGGGAUCUGUUCUGGCUGCAAAGCUUGCAAAAGAACGAGGAUGGGCCAUUAAUGUUGGUGGAGGUUUCCAUCAUUGUUCUGCAGAUAAGGGAGGUGGUUUUUGUGCUUAUGCUGACAUCUCCAUCUGCAUUCACUUUGCUUUUGUUCAGUUAAAAGUAUCAAGGGUUAUGAUUAUUGAUGUUGAUGCACAUCAAGGGAAUGGUCAUGAAAUAGAUUUUGCUAAAGAUAAAAGAGUAUAUAUACUUAAUGUGUACAAUUCUGAAAUAUAUCCUGGCGAUUAUAAUGCCAGGAGGUUUAACGAUCAGAAAGUUGAAGUUGCAAGUGGGACCACAACAGAUGUGUACUUGAAGAAAGUGGAUGACGCACUCGAGGUUGCUAGAAGAAGUUUUGAUCCUGAGUUGGUGGUAUACAAUGCUGGAACCGACAUCCUGGAUGGAGAUCCACUGGGCUGUUUAAGGUUCUUGGCGCUUGUCCCUAAAAUUGGAUGGCUGGAGAUUAGCCCUGAUGGUGUAAUCAAGAGAGAUGAGAAGGUGUUUGCAUUCGCUCGUGAGAAGGGCAUUUCUAUAUUAAUGCUUACAUCAGGUGGUUAUAUGAAGUCAAGUGCUAGAGUGAUUGCAGAUUCGAUUAUCAAUCUCUCCCGGAAACAAUUGAUAGAUAUGUCAGGCACCCAAGGCACUGCAGGAACUGGAGGUCAAAUAUGAACCUCUGUGAACAAAUUACGGAAAGAAAAUAGUGUGUUAUAGCAAAAGAGACCCCUUUUGUAAAUAAUCUGGAAAGAAAAUAGUGUGAUUUACCAUAUUGUUGUAUCCGAAGUGCAAGGUAUUAUGUUACGUCAGAAAUUUAACCUGUUGUUAUUCUAACA
Molecule: messenger RNA, 1686 nt
Organism: Chenopodium quinoa (quinoa)
Lineage: Eukaryota; Viridiplantae; Streptophyta; Magnoliopsida; Caryophyllales; Amaranthaceae
Product: histone deacetylase 2-like
Exons: 14
Coding region: 431-1525 (364 amino acids)
Molecular function (GO): histone deacetylase activity
Source: RefSeq, a predicted model, not a curated record